CCCUGACACGAGAAGAGUCCCGUCCAUGGACACUGACAGGCAGGUCACCACGUUCCUGAAGUGAAGCACACGGGUCAGAACCAGCACCUGCGAGAAUCAUUGACCUGCGUUUUAAACGACAUGAUGACCUCACCUGUGUCCUUUAAAUGUCCGGUUCCCGUCAGCAUCGCACUGGAAGGAUUUGUCUCGUGUGAUACCCUGUGACAGUGUCAAAUUUUUGCCAACAUUCACACCAUACUUUGGACUUGCUUGCAAUCCAAGUCAUCAUUUUAAAAUUGUCAUUUAAAUGAACUAAAAAAAAUUAAAAAAAAAACUUACCUGAGUGCACAGAGACACCUGGAAGAUGUUCCCAUCACUGCCGCCACAGAACAGAAAGUACUCGCACGGGUCAAGGGUCACAGACAUGAUUUCCACAUCAAAGAGGACAGAGAGGAGCAGCUCACCUGAAGACACCUCCCACAGCUGGACACACACACAAAAUGCUAACCUGGAAGGCUCAACAGACUAUAUUGCUGAAGUCAUCUGACCUUGACAGUUUGGUCCAAAGACGCUGUAGCAACUCGGGCCUGAGGUCCCAUCAUGCCACAGUGGAGAUCUGUAAUUGGCAGAGAGUGGCGUGAUAGGAUGUGACGUGGCUCGGGGGCAUGGCUUAAGUCCACCUGGACCACACUACAACACAAAAAGUUGGAAUGGAGUUUGGGUGAAAGGUUUUGGUCAGAAAACUGGAGUUGGAUUUCUUAAGACUGUUUCAAAAACACACAUUACCUGCUCAGACUCCACACCAGAACAACGCUGUCCUUUCCUCCAGACACAAAAUGGCUGCUAUCAUCGGUGAACUUGACACAGGUGACAUCCUGAUAGUGACGAGUGACAACGGAAAGCAACUUGCCUGUGGACACCUGACCAAUCACAGGAAAGCACAACAGUGUCAACACAAAUGUCUAAUUGGUUGGGAAUCUUAAUCACUGGAUUGCCAUCUUCAGGAUUCUUCUUGUUCAUUGCGGGACCCACAACCUGCAACCAGUGGUUACAUAACUCAACUUUCUGUCAAGAUGGCGUCUCACCUCCCACAAGUAAACUGCCUCGGCCACACCAGCUGCCAAAAAGAGUCCGUCGGCUGAGGCGCUCACACACGUGACAACACCUGGACACACAAUCUUCUGUUGUAGCUGGUCCUACAAGUCAACAUCAAACAUCAGGAAGUCACACAUAGACAUAGCCAACAAGAAGUAGUGCACUUGUCGCUGAGGGGCGUUAUUCAAGUAAUACAAAAUACUCAGAAAUGUGCACAAUCAAUGUAAACAAAGGUUUGGGCAUGCGUACUAAAUUUCCCGCCGGUGGAGUAGGAAGAAAAUAAAGAGCUUCACACGAGUAUAAAGUUCGGCCCAUUGGAUCACAGGUGCACACUUUUUAUGUAUUUUCCCUGCCUUCAUUUGUGCGCGUUAAAAAAAACGGACUGUUAUCUUGAUGACCUGUACCUUCCUCUGGAUCUCCCACACGUUAAUGAAGUUCUUGCCCAAUUGGGCCGACACCAGGUAUUCGCCGUUUAGGACGCAGAGUGUCCGGGCAGAGCUGUUCCCUCCACGGUAGGACAGCAGGCUGGACCCGCUGUGCAAGUCGAACACGGUGCUGUUCCACAGCUGCGAGCUCGUAUCGCUGCUCAGAACCACCUCCAAUGGCGCCGCCAUCUUGGCUUGCCUCAGCAACAAGCCGCACGCGCAGAAACUAGGGAUGAUGGUAUUGUCUCCCCUCCCCCCUGUCGAUGUGUGUCUGUGAGACUGGUUGCCACGGCAGCAGCAGUGCCAGGAAGAAACUCAGAUGAAGCGAGGCCGUAUCCCGUUGAGAGCCAACCACGACCUGCUGACCCCGGACGCACACGCAGUUGCCAAACUCGGUCCAGUUCUCCAGCUGAGGUCAGAGAGUGUGGCUGUGUUGUCCAGUGACCAGAGUGACCCAUCCAAGUUGAUGAGGUCGUGUCCGGCAAGUCACCGUCUACGUUUUGAAGAUGAGACCGAGGCUGAGGCCGACUCCCGUUACCUGGACCGGCAGAGACAACGUACAAGCCAUGGAGUCGCAGGCAUCCUGGUCUGCAAGCCCAAACUCAGCCUGCAUGUCAACAGCAGGCCGCACGCGGGGCUUGAGGCCAAUGGAGCAACGGGAGCGAGGGCAGUUUUAUUGGGGGUCAAGCAGAUCCAGAGCCCAUACAGACUGGACCUGUGGACCGAGCCAAUCAAAGAAACUCACAUUGGUUUGGUCACGCCCCCUGACAUCUGCAGAAGAGGAGAUGUUGCGACCGGACGACUCAGCGUACGGACAGGAAGAACUGAUCAGAUGCAAGCCAGUGGAAACCGAGCCCCUCUCAAGGCCACACCCACCAAAGAACUGCCGUUAAAUCCCUAUUCCCCUGAGCAGCUGCCCUCAGGCCAAAUUCUGAAGCAGGACCAUGAGGAGCCUCGGGGAGAGGUCCAGGAGAAGAAUCUUUGUCUAGAUCCCAGUAGCCACAAGUCAUCCACAUCUCAGACAGCAGUGAACAAACAAAGGCGGCUUCCCUCAGGGAACACCAAUGAUGGACAGGUCAGAGAGCCAAUGGGGGAAGAGCUCCAUCUUCCUCAGCCAUUCGGCUACAGACAGCAGUCCACUCGUCUGUCUCUGCGUCGUCUCUUCUCCAGCGUUGCUUCAUGCAGGGCCCGAACCGGCAGCCUGGACCGCCUCACUGCGCAGCCUCGACCCACUUCUGACCCCGCCCCGAACCGGUACCCGCACCAACGGAUGCCGGGGUCGCCCUCCUUACACUUGAGGAAGUGAUAUGCUUCAACAGCUUCUUUCGUGCUGUCACCUCAACAUCAAAACCUGUUGGGAGUUCUGUUAGUCGUGCUCAUUAUGCAAGAAAGAUAUGGGUGGACCUGUUGCUCGGCUCACGUGACUCGGCCAAUCGGCUUCUUGCACACAAGACUGGUCAAGACAAUAGAGCUGACCUUCGUUUAAUUUGUAAAUGACUUCACUGCACGAAUAAAAAAAAGGCAUUUUA
This is a messenger RNA of Dunckerocampus dactyliophorus (ringed pipefish), 3028 nucleotides long. RefSeq lists its product as uncharacterized. Lineage: Eukaryota; Metazoa; Chordata; Actinopteri; Syngnathiformes; Syngnathidae. The record is from RefSeq and is a predicted model, not a curated record. The coding region runs from base 1819 to 2805 and encodes 328 amino acids. The transcript is spliced from 6 exons.